AUGACGGGUUGCAACGCCUCCCAGGGCCAUCCCUCUUUCUUCCUUCUCCAAGGUAUUCCUGGGAUGGAGGACAAACACAGAUGGAUCUCUAUUCCCUUCUCAUCCAUGUACUUCAUCACCAUCCUCGGGAACUGCACCAUCAUCUUCACCAUCUCCGCAGAGUGCUCCCUGCACAAGCCCAUGUUCCUGUUGCUCUGUAUGCUGCCCCUCACAGACCUGGGCAUGUCCACAACCACCAUCCCCAAGGCACUGUGCAUCUUCUGGUUUGGCCAGAGUGAGAUCAGCUAUGAGGGAUGCCUGGUCCAGCUGUUCUUCAUCCACUCCAUCUCUGCCUUGCAGUCCUCCAUCCUCAUGUCCAUGGCCUUUGACCGCUAUGUGGCCAUCUGUGAGCCCCUGCGCUAUGCCACCAUCCUUUCCAACAGCCGCAUUGAGCUCAUUGGCCUAGUGAGUUUAGGGAGAGCUAUCUUGUUCAUCCUCCCCAUGCCCAUCCUCCUCCAGCAGGUGCCCUUUCAUGCCAAGCAUGUCAUCCCCACCACCUACUGUGAACACAUGGCUGUGGUGAAGAUGGUGUGUGUGGACACCACAGUCAAUAGGAUAUAUGGUCUGGUGGUGGCCUUUUUGGUUGCUGGGGUAGACAUCUCAGCUAUUGCCUCAUCUUAUGUACUGAUCAUCCGGGCUGUAAUGUGGCUGUCUUCUAAGGAAGCCCACCAAAAAGCAGUAAACACGUGCACCACACACAUCUGUGUCCUGCUGAUCUCUUACACUCCCUCACUGUUUUCUUUUCUCACUCACCGCUUUGGCCGGGGAAUUCCACCCCAUAUCCACACCAUUCUUGGCAGCCUCUACUUCCUUGUGCCUACAAUGCUCAAUCCUAUUAUUUAUGCAGUGAAAACCAAGCAGUUUUGGGAUAAAUUGACCAAAUAUAGGGGCUGGAGGAAGGAGACCAUAACCACGGCCUAUGGUCAGAAACCCCUCUGAUCAUCUGACUCUGGUGGGUAUAAGAAAAAAAAAGUUAAGUGGAUGCUGUUCCAGGGGGAAUUGGCUAGUGAGAAAAAUAUGUCAUAUUGACAAAUUAGCUGCCAAAACUCUUCGACAGGCUAAGACACAGGAGAACUUCUUGCUCUC
This is a messenger RNA of Camelus dromedarius (Arabian camel), 1125 nucleotides long. RefSeq names its product olfactory receptor 52P1. Gene Ontology annotation, molecular function: olfactory receptor activity; G protein-coupled receptor activity. The transcript has a single exon. Gene Ontology annotation, cellular component: plasma membrane. Gene Ontology annotation, biological process: G protein-coupled receptor signaling pathway. Lineage: Eukaryota; Metazoa; Chordata; Mammalia; Artiodactyla; Camelidae. Bases 1 to 978 code for a protein of 325 amino acids. The record is from RefSeq and is a predicted model, not a curated record.